UCUUGAUGUCCCUGCUCUUUAGUAUCUCGACAGUUUCGUCCGAUGAUCUAAACUCAAUACUUCAUGCUCCGCCAAGCUGCUCGAGGAGCUCGGUGGUAUCAAUAUGUGGCCCACAAAAGCCCGUCGAUUACGUCCUCGUCUCGACUGCGAGCCUUCUCCAUUCUAGCGCCACAGCAUCUACAUUAUGGCGGAAAAGAUGACAAAAUUCGCUUCUACGAGCAGGAUACGCGAGGGAGUAAGACCAGGAGGGAAAUCGAUCCGGAAGCUGAAGAUCGCGCAGCGAAGGAAGAGGUGGAGAGUGAGCUUUCGCAGCUCGACAAGGAAUUAGAACACCUGAGAGAAGGCCCUUAUGGUCCGAAUAGCGCCUUCAUGAGAGAGUUGCCGGAACAUGAAAGGAAGAUAGCGCUUGAGGCCCUUCAAAAACAUGCAGAGGAGACAGGUGAAGCUGAUGACGACUUGGGUCUCGAUAAGGUCUUCGAUGAGGAGCUGGACAAUAUGCUCAGGGAAGAGUUUGAAGGCAUGGCAAUGGAGGAAGAAAAUUGGCUGUCGGAAGCGGAGGAGGAAGGCUCUAUGGAAACACCGGCGCUGAGACAGCCCUACGAAGUGACAUUGAACGACGCAGAAUCUCAUCCUUACGUCGAGAAGCUCAAUGAGUGCCUCAGACGAUUGGCAAAUGACCAUUCUAAUGAACGUGCUAAGCAAGAACUGUGGAAGUGGUAUCGUCGCUGUCGACAAGUUAUCCCCAAUUUCCUCCGAUCAAUUCCUGAAGAGGCAUUGACCAUGAUGUGGGAGUCUCAGGCGAAUGGGGAAUUGACGCGCGCUUCUCGCGCGACUCGGCUACAAGCCUUAGCUGAAGACACAGUUUCCGCAGGCAGAUCUCUUCCUGCACCCCGUGCCCUUUUAUACAUACAGUCACUUCAGGAAAGUGGCAAAAUAAACUCGGCACUUGACCAGUGGGAGGCGUGUCAGUCAUCCCUUUCCCAGAAUAAGGAAGACCUUGAGGCAUAUUGGAAACUUGGAGUACAGCUCUUCGCAGCUGCAGAUGACCCGCAGCGAGCUCAAGAUAUUGCCUUAGCGUUCUUGGCCAACGAUAAAUCGCGCGAGCCCCGUAUCCUUCUUCCGGUCAUCACAGCCUGGGGAAGACAGCCCGGGAAAGAAGCCGAAGUCAAGGCAUGGGCUUUGUACUUGCAGCUCAAGGCAUUGCUAGAGUCCAAAAUGACGAUGGAAGACUAUGACUUCGUUAGCAUUGGACUGCUCAAGGCGGGCAAACUCAACCUUGCCAUAACCGUUUUCAAGGACAUGAUGGUGACCGCUCAAGAUCCCGCAAACGACUCUACUGCUCUUUAUAAGGCCGCUCUGGGUCUAGUAGGCAAUCUGCAGAUGUCCAGCAUUCGUGAACAGGACGUCAAUAAGAUAUCGCUUUCGACUCUGACCGUUUUACCUCGGCGGUUCCAGAACCGAUUUUUCUAUGCAAGCUGGAUGAAGAAGCUUAUCGGAAUGGGCGAGGUUGACUCCGCUGCGAUGGUGAUUGAGCUGAUGUACGAACGGGGUGUCAGACCAGACUCUAAGCAUUUGAAUGGAAUACUUGCUGCGUGGCUUCGCGAAGGGAAUGCCAUUGCGCGAGCCAAGGCUGAGCAACUGGGGUGGGCCAUGAUCCAGCAGCGCAUUGACUUGGUAUGGUCACGGGUCGCAUCGCCUGAGAAAUCUCCUCAGCUCCAAAUACAUCAGGAGACAGAUGGCGCUCGCAUUCCAAAGUUCAUGCAGAGACAGGUGCCCUCAGCAAACAUUGAGACCUUUUCGAUUCUUCUACUCCAUUAUACCCGUAAGGGCGAUGAUGACAUGGUCAAGUAUCUAGUCAAAUGCCUUGGGGAUGCUCAAAUCCGGCCGAAUUGUUACUUCAUGAACCACCUUCUAUAUGCUGAGCUCAGAAAACAAGAUAUUCGGUCCGUUUGGGACAAGUUCAAAGCCAUGUCUGUUUCAAUCAAACCAGACCUGGAGACAUACGCCUGCCUAUGGGACUGUGGCAAGCUUCAAUAUGACAGAGGCCGGACAGCCUUCGACGCAGGGUUUCCAUCCGCGCGCUGUUUGUUUGCAGAGAUGAUGAAGUGGUAUUCUCAGCUCACUCCACGCGGCAAGUCCACUGCGCAGGAGGAAUUCUCUAAAGAGCUCUACGACCAGAUCAUUCGCUGUUUCUGUCUCUCCAAGGAUCUACCCGGCACUCUGGUUGCGCUGUAUUCACUCAGGGCAGCCUUUGGUUAUUCCCCCGACGAGGUGACUGCCCGUCUGAUCAUCCUGCAAGUUGCGCGCAUGGCCGGUGUUCCAGCGGACACGCCUAAGCGUCGUCUACGGCGUUUGUCCACCACCCCAAGGAGCAAAGAGAACAUUGCACAGGUUAACCGACUCGUCGAGAUCCUGAGCGAGCGCAAAGCGGCCGGUCUGCAAGCGCGAGGCCUGAGUCCCGACCAGCUCGAGCCUCAGGAGAAGCAACAAUACCAAUUGGAGAUCAUGAGUGAUCUACUACGCAUCGUCAUAGCUCGAACGGCUACCGCACCUGGUCAGAUUGAGGAUCAGAUAGCGAAGGUUGCUGUCGAGAUGGGCGUGUCUGAUGUUGAUCUCGGGUCUUCAUUGGAUGACGAUAGUUUGCUUCUCUAAACUUGGUGAGGGUCAUGAGCUACUAGCACUGGUGCCAUCACCAUCAUGUCAUCGGAUUUGUACCAUUAUGGCGGCGGACAAUCAUCACAGGCAUAUAGAAUGGCGUUUGGGUGCGAUCCGGAAAAUUUACUUAGCUUUGUUGUACAUUAGUUUAGCCAUAUAUACUAGUUUAGCCAUAUAUACUCUCUCC
Aspergillus novofumigatus IBT 16806 is the source of this 2842-nucleotide messenger RNA. Its product is annotated as pentatricopeptide repeat protein. The record is from RefSeq and is a predicted model, not a curated record. Bases 64 to 2652 code for a protein of 862 amino acids. NCBI's taxonomy places the organism in Eukaryota, Fungi, Ascomycota, Eurotiomycetes, Eurotiales, Aspergillaceae. The transcript has a single exon. Gene Ontology annotation, molecular function: protein binding.